Messenger RNA from Lycium barbarum (goji berry), 1476 nucleotides. RefSeq lists its product as uncharacterized. The coding region runs from base 1 to 1476 and encodes 491 amino acids. Lineage: Eukaryota; Viridiplantae; Streptophyta; Magnoliopsida; Solanales; Solanaceae. The record is from RefSeq and is a predicted model, not a curated record. The transcript has 2 exons.
AUGGCAGAGAGAUUUGAAACUUUCAACACCGGUAUGGGUUUGGUGCAAGAACAGAACGAUAGCAAGGGAAAGGAGGUUCGAAAAAAUAUUGUAGUCAAUCUGGGAAAUACCUUAAGCCUUCUUCCUAAUGCAACCUCAACUUCUAGCAACGUUUCCUUAGUCAUUUCGCCUCACUUAGAUCCUACCUAUACCAUUCCACAAAUGCCUUCAACCUACACUCCCGAUCAAGUAACGAUAAUUCCUAAUCCUCAAUUUUCCAUAACCACCACUCAAUUCGAGAAAAGUAAGAAAAACGAACUGGCAAUAUCCCCAUACAGGAGGCCUGGAAAGGAAAUCAAGUCGCUUUACCAUGAAGAUUUGGGAAAAGAACUCCACAAUUUGAGGAAAGUCAUUAAUGAAGAGUUAUGUUCAAGGAAUUUCCAGAUUUUGAAGUAUGAAGAUUUGUGUGUGCAUCCAAACGUUGAGCUUCCGUCAGGGUACAAAAUACCUAAGUUUAACACUUUCAAUGGGAAGGGAGAUCCCGUCGCUCAUUUAAAGGACUAUUGCAGCAGAUUAAUUGGUAUUGGACAUAAUGAAGCCGUACGAAUGAGAUUGUUCAUUCAAAGUUUAUCAGGAUCAGCACUCUCUUGGUACACUAAACAAGAUUUUAGCAAAUGGCUUACGUGGGAAGAUAUGGCCUGCGGAUUUAUAAAGCAAUUCGAGUUUAACAAUGGAGGCGAUCCGCACAUAGCCGAUUUGCUCAGAGUAAAGAAAACGCCACAUGAGUCUUUCCAAGAAUAUGCCAUACGAUGGAGGUUAGAAGCUUCAAAAAUACAUCCUCCAUUAUCCGAGAGGGAAUUGAUCUCAACCUUCAUCCAAAUUCAAGAAGACUUAUAUUAUGAUAAGUUGCUCGGAGCUUGUGCACACAACUUCUCUGAUUUGAUUAGGAUUGGUAGAGAACUAGAAAAUGCCAUUCAAGAAGGGAGAAUUACAGAUAGCUCAGCAACACAAGCCGUUCACCAAACCUUCCAAGCGGAGAUACUAGGAAAUCUGCAAAGUGAAAUGAAGCAAAACCAAUUUGCUUCCACGACUAUGCAUCAAGCGCAAUGCCAUAAAAGUCACCAAAUAUUUUUAAUCUUAUGCCACUAUGCAAUGUCCUCGUCAGCAGAACUCCCAGCAAGGCUACCAACGACGAGGUUGAGUGCUAAGGGUAUUCUACAACCAAAGAAGGGAUUUAUACCUAAGCAUCCUCCGCCAAACUUUGAUUUAUCUAAGAGUUGUGCUUAUCACUCAAACAUUCAAGGACAUGACAUUGAAGAAUGUCCAGCACUAAGAUUUAAGAUUCAAGGCAUGAUUGAAAGUGGCAAGAUAAAGCUACAGCUAGAGCCUUCAACCGGUAAUAUUGCAAACACAAAGACAACUGUUGUUAAGGGUGAUUCAUCGAAACUGGCACCAAGGCAUUUGAAAAGAAAGCGUGAAACAAGUCAAGCAGACUGA